Aphanomyces invadans is the source of this 213-nucleotide messenger RNA. RefSeq lists its product as hypothetical. The record is from RefSeq and is a predicted model, not a curated record. Bases 1 to 213 code for a protein of 70 amino acids. Lineage: Eukaryota; Oomycota; Saprolegniomycetes; Saprolegniales; Verrucalvaceae. The transcript is spliced from 2 exons.
AUGACUAGCCGUGUCACGACCGGUCGUGAGCUCGCCGACGGCGAGCGAAAACGAUUGUACAAGGCUCUUCGCGAACUCAAGGCCAACGGUGCAGUGCCGCGCGGCUCCAUGAAGGCUCUGUGUGCCGAGUACGGCGUGACCCAGCAAGCGACAAACCAAAAGAAGAAAACGCUCCCCAAACCUUCACCCCACCUCCACCAUUUCGACGCGUAA